Messenger RNA from Hydatigera taeniaeformis, 252 nucleotides. Lineage: Eukaryota; Metazoa; Platyhelminthes; Cestoda; Cyclophyllidea; Taeniidae. The record is from the annotation of a GenBank genome assembly.
AUGCACCCCAAUACCUUAGCUAACAACGCUAGAACCAAUACAUUACCUCGCGAUUACGAGCGUAUGAUGCAGAAGAUAAUGUUUCGGAUCGGCCCGACCACUCUUUCAACCAAGAAGAUUAAGCCCAUGCUGAUGAGUAAGCGUGAAAGGAAAUUCAGUGAAGAAGCGCGCUUAUCCACACCGCAGGGUCGCGAGAUCAUGUAUCGCCGUCUACUGGACGGCAAAAAGAACCUUGUACCCUUUGGGAAAUAA